Messenger RNA from Blumeria graminis f. sp. triticale, 2100 nucleotides. The record is from the annotation of a GenBank genome assembly. Lineage: Eukaryota; Fungi; Ascomycota; Leotiomycetes; Helotiales; Erysiphaceae.
AUGUCGCCAACUCCUCAGUGGGUUAGAGAUUUGACCUCCUCUGAGCCCCAGGGGAGUGAUCUUCUGGAGAAGGAGAGAAAUAAAUCCAAUAUCUCCGUUGAAACGCUAUCAAAAUUCCUCUUUACAACUGAAGCAUUAACCCGUCGUGAAGAAGUUUUAAAGAUUCUCAGGGCAGAAAAAAUUUUCAAUAAAGCGCAAAACUAUUUUGAUGGACGGGUGGAUAGAUUUAAAACGGCACUGGCAAGAGCGAAGAGAUUACGACAACUACAAGUCAAGCACGAGUGGACUAGAGACCAGCUUAUGGAUGCAUCAUAUCUUAUAAGUGAACCUGGUCCAUACGCACUCCAUGCAACUAUGUUCAUUACCACUCUUCGCGAUCAGGGCACACCAGAGCAGCAUAAACUUUUCCUCGAGCCCGCCCAGAACUACAAAUAUAUUGGCUGCUAUGCCCAGACUGAACUAGGUCAUGGAUCAAACGUCAGAGGGCUAGAAACUACGGCUAAAUGGAACCCCGAAGAUCAAACAUUUACGCUUCACACCCCACAUCUCACGUCUUCUAAAUGGUGGAUAGGCUCCCUGGGAAGAACAGCAAAUUAUGCAGUCGUAAUGGCACAACUGAUAAUCGGGAAAAAGUCAUUCGGUCCUCACCCGUUUGUUUGUCAGAUUAGAGAUUUGGUAACCCAUGAGCCACUUGAGGGCAUUCAUGUUGGAGACAUCGGACCCAAGUUCGGAUAUAACACGAUGGACAACGGAUUUCUUCUUUUCAACAGAGUCAAGAUUCCACAUAUCAAUAUGCUAGCUAAAUAUUCACGUGUCGACCCCAUUUCAAAUAAGUAUGAGCGACCAGCCUCUGCCUCUUUGAUCUACGGAACGCUUACCUGGGUACGAUCAACAAUUGUGUUAGAGUCUGGCGGCGUCCUCGCACGCGGUGUGACUAUUGCACUUAGAUAUUGUGCAGUACGAUGUCAGUUUCAAGAUCGGGAUUCUCCCUCUGAUUCCCUUGGUGAAAAUCAGGUUCUAAAUUACACAAUGGUUCAGUAUAGACUAUUGCCACUUCUUGCUGCAACAUUUGCCUUACACUUUACCGGGAAAACUAUGAUGAAAUUAUACAAUGAUAACCAAAAGAAAUUGAAGGGAAUGGCGACAAGCGCAAAGGAUGAAGGUCGCGGGGCAGGUCCAGAGCAGACUCACUCUGGCAGUGACCUACUUGCUGACCUUCACGCCACUUCUUGUGGCUUGAAGGCGCUGGGUAGCACCGUAGCUGCCGAAGGGCUAGAAGUAGCUCGAAGAGCCUGCGGUGGACAUGGUUACAGCAGUUUCGCUGGAAUAGGUGCAUGGUACGCUGACUACCUACCUACUACAACGUGGGAAGGAGACAAUUAUAUGCUGACCCAACAAGUAGCUCGAUAUCUUCUCAAGACAGCUCGGGCUGUGCUAUCAGGAAGCCCUACUGACAAUGAUACGAGCAGUAUUUUCAAGACAUACUUGGAGAAACGAGACACUGGUGCAGCUCAUGACAUAUUAGUUUCUGAUAGUGACAUUGUUGCAGCGUUUGCAUGGCGAACGGCUUUUCUAACGUUUGAGGCUCUCAAACACAGAGAUAUUGAAAAGAAGUCAUGGAACUCUUUACUGGUAGACUUCUGGCGCCUCAGCACAGCGCACUCGCAAUACCUCGUGGUGAAAAACUUUUAUAAUGCCCUUCAAAGCGACAAGACCGUGGAGGAGCUCGACUCUACUACUCUAGGCGUGCUUAACAAGAUUUUCAGACUCUAUGCACUUGAUACACUAGAGAAAGAGGCUUCAGAAUUUUUUUCGUCAGCCGCUGUCACUAUUAGACAAAUUCAGUUGACAAAAACGAAGGCCGUAAUGCAACUUCUCGAGGAUAUCAGGCCCCAUGCCAUAAGGCUUACUGAUGCUUGGCAAUUCUCAGAUUGGCAACUUGACUCGUCUUUAGGGCGAAAAGAUGGCAAGGCAUACGAAGAUCUCUUCUACAGAGCCAGUGAACUGAACCCUCUCAAUGGCCUAACCGUUGAUCCGUACCCGAACAGCGAAGUGAUUGUUAAGAGAGAUGAAACCUACGAGUUUAAAAGUAAGCUUUAG